Diorhabda sublineata is the source of this 2422-nucleotide messenger RNA. RefSeq names its product homeobox protein six1-like. Gene Ontology annotation, molecular function: RNA polymerase II cis-regulatory region sequence-specific DNA binding; DNA-binding transcription factor activity, RNA polymerase II-specific. NCBI's taxonomy places the organism in Eukaryota, Metazoa, Arthropoda, Insecta, Coleoptera, Chrysomelidae. Gene Ontology annotation, biological process: regulation of transcription by RNA polymerase II. The record is from RefSeq and is a predicted model, not a curated record. The transcript has 5 exons. Gene Ontology annotation, cellular component: transcription regulator complex; nucleus. The coding region runs from base 338 to 1213 and encodes 291 amino acids.
UAGUUUCUCCUCUGGCAGUUGAAUACGAAGUUUUAUAAGAAAUGUUUCUGUAUAUAGAAACUGUGUGAAACAUCCUCCAUACUUUCCAUAUCGUGUUAACAUUUUACGGGAUUGUUUUUAGACAUUUUUUUAAUAGUGAAUAAAUUUUUAAUAUGAGAGUUUAGUGCUGUGGAAAAUUGUGUUUAGUGAUUCUUUUUUUGGUUUAAGACAAUCUUAAUCGGCGAAAACGAAAUCCAAUAAUUUUAUUGCUGGAAAAUGUCUGAUGGUUCCCUUUGACCAUUUUGUAUACGCGCAGUAAUAUGUGAAACACUUAUCGGUAUUCGCGCAUGUAAGAAAAAUGCUGUCUACAGGAAUUGGUUAUGGGGGUGGACAAAAUUCCAUUUCUGUGACAAAUUCCACGCCCCCUUAUAGUCCACCCCCGAACGCUAGUAACGUCGGAGGCAGACACAGCCCUCUUCCGAGCUUCGGAUUCACUCAAGAGCAAGUAGCUUGCGUUUGCGAGGUAUUGCAACAAGCCGGCAACGUUGAAAGAUUAGGAAGAUUUUUGUGGUCAUUACCGGCAUGUGAUAAACUACAUAAUAAUGAAUCGGUUUUAAAAGCUAAGGCUAUAGUAGCAUUUCAUAGAGGUAAUUUCAAAGAAUUAUAUAAGAUACUAGAAAGUCACACGUUUAGUCCCCACAAUCACGCUAAACUACAAGCGUUGUGGUUGAAAGCACAUUACAUCGAAGCAGAAAGACUAAGGGGUAGACCGCUAGGAGCUGUAGGAAAAUACAGAGUGAGGCGAAAAUUUCCUCUGCCCAGGACGAUAUGGGAUGGGGAAGAAACUAGUUAUUGCUUCAAAGAAAAAUCUAGAAGCGUUUUAAGAGACUGGUAUUCUCAUAAUCCCUACCCAAGUCCAAGGGAAAAAAGGGAAUUGGCCGAAGCUACUGGUUUAACUACAACACAAGUUUCCAAUUGGUUCAAAAAUCGAAGACAACGAGAUAGGGCUGCAGAACAUAAAGAUAGUACUCAAACCAGUUCAGAAAAACCCCACCUCGAUUCGAGUGGAUCGGACAGUGAAAAUGAAGGUCAUAAAAUGACGUACGCACCUAGCGGAUUAUUGCAAAAUCAAUUGAAUCCUUAUCAGACGAUUACAGCGCCGACUCCUUAUUCCUGUCAACCGAUGUAUCAUCAAGGACCUCCUGAAAUGCUUCAAGAUUAUCAAGCGUUGUGACAAUGGUUAAUCGUACCUCAAAGUUAUCUCAACAGUGGCAAUUUUUAGAAAGACUUUAGUUAAACUUACAUAGAAAUAUUGUACAAUGGGAAUAUUUGAAAGCGAUUAAGAAAAAAAUCCUUCUUUGAAUAUAAAACUUAUAUACUUAUAACAUUUUUGCUUCUAUAAUUGUUGCUAUGAGUGAAAGUAACCCACAAAAAAUGAAAAUGGAGUGUUCUACAAAACCCUGAUACAUCAAAAUAAAUAAUUAGCAAAAUAAAUUAACCUCCUUCUCAUAAGAUGGCGGUACUUUUCCGAGAAAGUACAGAGAAGUAGACCCCAAAAUCCGAUAAUUUAUCACUCGUUGGUAAGAAUUUCACGUGGAUUAUUGUGUGUCAACCAAUUUUUUCUAAUAUCUUUUCAUAUUUCCACUGGGAUAUUAAGCAGACUGCCAAAACAUACACCACCUUGCGACAAACGAAGAAAUCAUCAUAUAAAGCAUCAGACGCGAAGAAAAAUCUACCGUUGGAGGAUCACCUUGCCCCUUCCUUAUUACCGCGAUACAUCAAAAGGGUAAUAAAUGGAAAUUAAAUAAAGGAAAUUAAAUGAAAUCUUCGUAAGGCAGAGCUUGUACUAACCAAGAGUCUAUUUAACUGCUAAUUUAACAAAUCUAAAACUUUUUACACAAGGCAACAUCAUAAAAACGUAAAAAAUUUGAAAAAGUUAGGUUGGAAUCAUUAAUUUCAUAUUAAAAUGAAGUUUGAACUACUCGCAGAUCGCCGAUAAUGUUUGUAGGUUCAGGUUUAAACUUGUAAAAUUACGCUUUAGUCUGUUAUAGCUCAAUGGAGACUGUAAAAAAAAUGAUAAACGUCAUAGUAGAAAGUUGCCAAAUUGUGAAAAUAAUGUGGAGGUCUAAGAAAUAUAAAAUCUUUGAGGUUACUUUGAAUUUUGAGUUAAAAAUUAAAAAAAUUGAGAUAUUUAUGAGAUAUAAAACGGUCAAAUAGUAAGUAUUAUAUCUAAUUGAUCUUUAUCGCUUUCAAAAUAUUUCAAAUAUCGUUUUAAAUAGUGACAUCCCGCUUUUAUUAUGACCUUUUUCAAAAACACCUUCAUUGUUUAUAUAAUAUUGCUGUGACUAUAUGAAAAACAAGUUUAUGUUAAUUUAUAAAGUUUUGUUUACACUUUAUGGAAAAAAAACACAAAGUUGAAAAAAAAAUUAAAUUUUUAACGAAA